AUGCGCGGAGGGUGGAGAUCGAGCAGCAGUGCACAUGUGCACUGCCAGGCCAGCAGCUCUGCCGCUGCGCGGGAGUCGAUGACUGCGCGGGACGAUGGCUGCGCGGGAGUUGAUGAGGCAGCCUCACGUGCCCCUGCCGCUGUACCACCGCCUCUUGCUGCCGACCCUCCUCCCCAAACCGUGACUUCACCCUUGGCCGCCACAGCUCCGGCUGCUAUCCCUGGUGACUCUGUAGCCGCUGCUGCUCCCGCUCCCACACCUGCACCUGCAGCAUCGGCCACUACUCGCGCUGCUGUACCUUCACCUAACCCUACAGGAGAGGUGGGCACGACAAGCCCGGGCAAGGAAGCAGCGGAGGGGGUGGAGCCCAAGCACGCGGAGAAGGAACGGUUCGAGUGGAGCAGGGCAUGGUAUGCGGUGGGGGUGGUUGCAAACAUGGAAGCCAGUCGCCCGCACGCGCUCACAGUGCUGGUCCGCCCCCUCGUGCUCUGGCGCGACGCCUCCCUCUCCUGGCGCUGCUUCCUCGACCAAUGCCCCCACCGCCUCGUGCCGCUCUCCGAGGACCGCAUAGACUCAUCCGGAAGGCUGGCGUGCUCAUACCACGGAUGGGCGUUUGCAGGCAGUGGCGCGUGCCACCUCAUCCCCCAGGUGCCGCAAGACAACCCGCCCCACCCGCCCCGCGCCCUCGCCUCCUCCCGCGCCUGCGCCACCGCCUUCCCCACCAGGGAGCUUCAUGGCAUUCUCUUUGUUUGGCCCGACAACGCCUCUGUGGAGCAGGCAGAGCGCACAGCCAUCCCCGAGCCCGAGGGCGUGGAGUGGGAUGCGUUUGACAUGAUUGUGAGGAUCUAG
This is a messenger RNA of Closterium sp. Naga37s-1, 849 nucleotides long. NCBI's taxonomy places the organism in Eukaryota, Viridiplantae, Streptophyta, Zygnematophyceae, Desmidiales, Closteriaceae. The record is from the annotation of a GenBank genome assembly.